Salvelinus sp. IW2-2015 is the source of this 6186-nucleotide messenger RNA. The record is from RefSeq and is a predicted model, not a curated record. NCBI's taxonomy places the organism in Eukaryota, Metazoa, Chordata, Actinopteri, Salmoniformes, Salmonidae.
AAACAGCCAGUGCGGAUGUUCGCAGACGGAAAGAGAAACAGCCAGUGCGGAUGUUCCGCAGACGGAAAGAGAAACAGCCAGUGGCGGAUGUUCCGCAGACGGAAAGAGAAACAGCCAGUGCGGAUGUUCCGCAGACGGAAGAGAAACAGCCAGUGCGGAUGUUCCGCAGACGGAAAGAGAAACAGCCAGUGCGGAUGUUCCGCAGACGGAAAGAGAAACAGCCAGUGCGGAUGUUUCGCAGACGGAAAGGGAAACAGCCAGUGCGGAUGUUUCGCAGACGGAAAGGAAAACAGCCAGUGCGGAUGUUUCGCAGACGGAAAGGGAAACAGCCAGUGCGAUGUUUCGCAGACGGAAAGAGAAACAGCCAGUGCGGGUGUUUCGCAGACGGAACGAGAAACAGCCAGUGCGGGUGUUUCGCAGACGGAAAGAGAAACAACCCGUGCGGAUGAUUCACAGACGGACACAGCCCGUGCGGAUGCCCCACAGACGGACACAGCCCGUGCGGAUGCCCCACAGACGGACACAGCCCGUGCGGAUGCCUCACAGACAGUCAGAGAAAACGUUGGUACAGAUGCACCCCAGACUGUGGAAGAAAUUGGCAAUAGAAAUGGUUCACAGACUAAUGGAGAAACAGACAUACCCCUGGACAUGGGAGUAGUGGAUGCUGACGAUGAGAUGGAGGUCAAUGCUAUCAAAGUGGAGGAUGACCAGAUGCAGGAGGAAGACAACUUGGAGGGGAUGCCUGUGAUAACGGCUGUGGAAGAGGGAGGCAACAUGGAUGCUUUUAGCAGCAACUCCCUGGAUCAUGGGGAUGAGGUGGAGAAGAUGGACACGGGGACAGACUCACUGACAGAGAAUGAGGUAGAGGAGCCCAGCAAGACCGGGCAAGUGGAGAAGACUGAUUCCAUGCCUUCUAUCAUGGAUACAGUCUCCAUAACAGGAGACACAGAGCAACCUGCUGAGGAGACCAGCUUUGAGAAGGCUAGCGGCUCGUCUCUGCCCAUGGAGGAGGACCAAUCUGAAGAUGUCAAACCGUUUCACCCCAGGCCCACCUCCUCUAGCGAAGCUAUUCACCCACAGAACAGUGAAGGCACUGACAGUCCUGCAGGGAUGGAGAAUGGAGUGGCAGGACAGCCAGUCAAAGUUUCUGCCCAGCCGGCAGCUGAGCCAGUGUCCACCAGCGCUGACACCAUCUCCAUGGUCAAGGUGAAGGAUGAGCCCGUAGACGAGGAGUAUGAUCAGGCCCUGGCUCCAGCGGUCCUCUCAGAGGGUGUCAAGGAUGAACCAGAGGCAGCAGAGGAGUUGAAAAUCAGUAAUGUCUUCUCUGUGGGCGGCUGCCCUACUACGAACGCCACAUCCACGCCAGUGGCCGCCCUGCCCAAGACUGUAAUGCCUGCCCCAGCCUCCUCCUCCAUCCCUCCGCUGAUCCCCAUGGCUAUGCGGGUGGCCUGCUCGGCCUGUAAGAAGGUGCUGCUGAAAGGCCAGACGGCCUACCAGAGGAAGGGCUCCUCGGACCUCUUCUGCUCCACGUCCUGCCUCACCUCCUACAGCCCCCCGCCCGUCGUCAAGAUGACUGCCCCUGGCCCAGCCAAGAAACCCUGCCACUACUGCCUCAAGGAGAUUGCUAACCCCAAGGACGUGAUCACAGUUCCUGUGGACACCAUGGGCACGGUGAAGGACUUCUGUAGCCAGACCUGCCUCUCCUCCUUCAACUUCAAGAGGAACUCUGCCGUCUCCACCCUCUCCUCCUCCCUGUCCACCAUGACAGGGGCCGUCAAGUGCAGCAUGUGCAAGAAGGCCUGCGUUAGUAAACACGAGGUGAUCUUCCAGGGCAGUAUGCACAAGCUGUGCAGCGAGGUGUGCUUUACGCGCUUCCGCUCCACCAACAAGCUGUCCAUGAACAGCUGCCAGAGCUGCAACAACUACUGCUACGGCAAGGUCACCGUGCUGGUCGUGCAGGGGGUCAAUAAGACCUUCUGCAGCGUUGGCUGUGUCACCACCUUCAAACAGAAAGCUAAGAAGCCUGUAGCAUGUACUAUGUGCCGCAACUUCCGCUCACUGGUGGAGAUGGUCGACAGCGCCGACUCUGACGGCAAGCUGGAGAUGUUCUGCUCUACUGGCUGUGUUACGGCCCACAAAGUACAGACCGUCAGCUCCUCGGGUGCUCGGGUAGAGUGCAACACCUGUGGUCAAAAGACGGUGCCCUCCUUCCACCUGGCCAUGUCGGACGGCUCCAUCCGGAACUUCUGCACCAUGAACUGUGUCGUCACUUUUCAGGAUCAGUUCAAUAAGAGCAACACCCAGAGCCAGAUUAAUGUGGCCCCCAGCACAGGAUCCACAGCUCCGCCCGCGGCCCAGACCAGGGACAAGGUAUCCCAAGUGACCAGACUGCCCUGCUUCCAGUGCCACCGCCUCUUCUCCUCCAAGCCCGAGCUCAUUCAGUUCAAGGAUAAGAUGGUAUUCCUCUGUUCGGUAAAUUGCUCUGAGGAGUACAGGAAGAUCAACUACGAGAUGGCACGCUGCGAGUACUGCAAGAUUGAGAAGCCAGCCAAGGAGGUCAAGAGAAUCAAUAAGAGGGACUACACCUUCUGCAGCGAAGGCUGUAAGCUGCUCUACAAGCACGACCUGACCAAGCGCUGGGGGAAACACUGCAGAACCUGUGCCUACUGCGCCUCCACUGCGCAGAAGGCCGUCACAGGCCAGUACGGGGGAAAGAUGGAGGAGUUCUGCUCGGACGAGUGCAAGUCCCACUACACCCUGCUCUUCUGCCAGGUGGCUAAGUGUGACGCGUGCGAGCGCCAGGGGAAGCUGAUUGAGACCCUGCCGAUGCUGGGCGAGGUGAAGCACUUCUGCAACCUCCAGUGUCUGCUCCAGUUCUGCAGCCUGCAGACCCAGAACCAGGGCAAACCCCAGGGCCAAAAGGUGGCCAUCGCAAUCGCUCCAUCCCCGUCCAAUACUACCACUGCUACGAGUGUGUCUGAUCCGGUCAUCGCCAACGUAAUCUCACUAGCCAGCUCCCCCACUGGCCAGCCCAACUACGCCAACACUUCCCUGCAAGGGACUGUUCCCAGCAGACAUGUGAAGUAUGUUGGAAAUGCCAGCACCCAGACACAGGCCCCCCGUGCACCUCCACCCAGGGCUCAGAAGAACAAGGCCCUGCUCUGCAAACCCAUGGUCCAGAACAAGGGCAUCAUGUGUAAACCCAACUUCACUACCACAGGGUGCCAGACAGAUGAUGAUUUCCCCAAGGUGAUCAUAGUGCCUGUCCCAGUACCAGUGUAUGUCCCAGUCCCCAUGAACCUGUACACUCAGUACACCCCCCAGCCUGUUGGACUUCCCAUACCGCUGCCCGUGCCCAUGUUCCUGCCGGUGACCCUGGAUAACGCCGAGCGCAUUGUGGAGACUAUCCAGGACAUCAAGGAAAAGAUCCCCUCUGACCCAUUCGAGGCCGACCUCAUCCUCAUGGCCGAGAUGGUGGCCGAUGAGGGGAGAGAGAAGUCCCCUGAGCGACCCCCUGAAAGGCCUCCAGCCCCAGUAGUACAAGACGACCAGGGCAGCACCUACAGUGGAGACCUGGACACAGACGAACUGAGCAACUUCCUCACCACUUGGGAUGACGAGCCACCCCCCACCCCUGGCGUCUCAUCGCGCCACAGUCGACCCUACACCCACGAGACGCUCCGACCCAUCGUGGACAUCAAUGUCCCCGCCACCCCCCCACCCCCCAUCAUGGACAUAGAGGCUGACUUCCCAGUCCAAACCCUGGAGCUGAUGGCCCAUUGGAGGGAUCAGGAGAGGGAUAGAAGUCCCAGUCCACCUCCUUCUCCUCCACGACGAAGAGCCAGAAGGAAAGCUCGGGAUGGCUUGCCACAGAAGAAAAAGAAGCGUAAGUCGAGAGCAGCAGAGACUGCGCCAGUGGUGCCUUCGCUGGGUGCGGCCAAGAGUGACGUGGUGCCCGGCGAGCCCCCCAAACUGCAGCACAUGUACGGGGUGGACGCCUGGAAGAGAUGGGUCCAGUGGAGCAAGACCCAGCCUGACCUGGAGAAGCCUCGAUUUGGCUCGCGGCCAAUGGAGAUAAAGGAGGAUGUUUUAAAGUGCACAACAGCAGAGCUGGGCUACGGUCUCUGUCGGUUUAUCUGUGAAGUUAAACGACCCAACGGAGAGUCCUACAGCCAGGACAGUCUUUUCUAUCUCUGCCUCGGCAUCCAGCAGUACUUAUUUCAGAAUGGGCGCAUGGAGAACAUAUUCACUGAUCUCUUCUAUGGCAAGUUCACCCUGGAGAUCACCAAGCUGCUGAAAGACUUCAAACCUACCAUAACCGCCAGUGGCUACCUGCACUCGCGGGUGGAGGAGGAGUACCUGUGGGACUGUAAACAGCUGGGGGCCUACUCUCCCAUCGUGCUGCUCAACACGCUGCUCUUCUUCUGCACCAAGUUCUUCCAGUUCAAGACGGUGGCUCAGCACCGCCAGCUCUCCUUCGCCCACGUCAUGCGCUGCACUAAGUCCAUCCACGACAACACCAAGUCCAACUUCCUGCGCUUCUACCCGCCCAUCCCGAAGAAGGACCUCGCAACUGAGACAGCAGCCGAUGCAGACAGUGUGGCAGCGAAGAGGAAGAGGGAGGACGAGGAGAAAGAGGAGGUGCUGGAGAUGAUGGAGAACAGUGAGAAUCCCCUCCGCUGUCCUGUCCGAUUGUACGAGUUCUACCUCUCCAAGUGCUCGGACUCAGUGAAACAGCGCACCAACGUGUUCUUCCUGCUCCCGGAGCGCUCGUGCGUCCCCAACAGCCCCAUGUGGUUCUCCUCCCAGGGCCUGGACGACCACACCUUGGACACCAUGCUGACACGCAUCCUCACCGUCAGGGAGAUCCAUUUGGGAGACCCCCAAAGAAACGAGCCCCAAUCCAAGGACCCUGAGUGGACCCCUGACCAAGACAGUGACGAGACUGAUUGACUAUGAGGAGUGGUGCCCACACACACAUACAGUUAGAAGCUCUUGUUUGCAUACAUACACACACACACACACACACACACAUAAACUACGGGUUUAUCCGUAAGGACUCCAGCCAUGUGUGAAGAGUAGUGUGUUCGCACACCUAUAGACUGAAUGUGUCGUGUACACAAAAUGUGUGUAAACGCAAUUAUGAACUGACGCUCAACCACACAACUGGGACUGAAGAGACACUGUUCAUGCUGUCUGGUCUUUCAAAAUCAAGUGGAGGAAACCGUAGAAGGAAUCACUUUAAGAAGAAUCACAUUACUGCAUUUGUGAGUGUGGUUGGGGUCAAUACCAUUUAAAUUCCAGUCAAUUAAGAAAGUGAACCAAACUCCCAUUCAAAAUUUUACCAAUUGAAAAGCAUUAAAGAGAAUUUGAAUUUUAGUGUACUUCCUGAAUUGAAAUAGAAUUGACCCCAACCCUGGUGAGCAUAAUUGUGGUCAUAGAGAGAAACAAGUUUGGUUAACAAGAUCUUUUCAAGUUCUUUCAGUUCACAAUACGAUGCAAUGCUCUCCAGCCCUAUUCAAUAUGUACUCCGAUUGGGAAGGCGCUUUUAAGAAGUUGCCUAUCACAUUGACUUCUGCUAUAUCUGACCAAGUCCUUUCUAAUGCAGAGUUCUUAUUUCUGGGAUCACUACAAAUAUGAGGACGCUUUGAAAAUGUUGGUUUUUAUUAUUACAGAUGUCAUUCAGCCAUGUCAACAAAGUUGUUUUCGUGGUUUUGUAUGUUAAAGGAUAUAUCAUGACUGUCAAUAGUGUUGUCCAAGUCCAUUGCCUACUAAAAUUGGUGGGAGACAGACCCAUGCCAUUUAAUUGUCUAUUGCGUUAUAUUUGGAGUCAUUUGAACUUGCCAAAAUGCUUUGUCACAUUAGUGCUCCCACAUGCAUACAGAAGAAAGCAUGUAUAAUGUUGUUUGGGGGGGAAACGUUGUCACUGCGUUUCCCUAUGUAGAACAUUCAAACACUUGUGAUUUGGUGUGAUAUCAGGAAUAAGGAGAGAACCCUGAAUCCUCAAAGUGGAAUUAGAAAUGACUAUGCUAUAGUUUGAGGCCAUAUUGACAGUUAAUCUGCAAAGACGAGCAAUUUUACAUUAAGUGCCCCCCCCAUAAUGGUUCACAGAGGUGCGUAUCUUCGACUUUGUUCUGAGAAACUUUUGUAUCAAAUAUUAUUUUUAAAUAAAUGCCGAAAAACGAA